Messenger RNA from Marasmius oreades (fairy-ring Marasmius), 2617 nucleotides. RefSeq lists its product as uncharacterized. NCBI's taxonomy places the organism in Eukaryota, Fungi, Basidiomycota, Agaricomycetes, Agaricales, Marasmiaceae. The record is from RefSeq and is a predicted model, not a curated record. The transcript is spliced from 5 exons. Bases 62 to 2539 code for a protein of 825 amino acids.
UGUUGACCACCAUCCUCUGUCGUCAUCUCAUCCUUCUCAUACUGCUCAACCAUCUACUGCUAUGCCACCGAAGAAAUUAGUGGGCUCAACACCAUCGGCCGUCGCGAAUAGUAAACCUCGACGUUCAUCUCGUCUAGCAAAUCUUUCCUCCAAACCCCUAUCUGCUCGGCUAUCGACCAAUAAACCACGUAGCCGCACUAUGAAUGAAGCAGGACUCGGAGAUGGACCUGGGCAGUCCAGUCAACCUCCACAGAAGAAGAGAAAGCCAUCAGGUCAGCGGAAACCACGUUCUCCUUCCACCAGUAGGCGAGAUGUCUCCCCCACUACUCAGAUCGAAGGCCCUUCUGCUCUCCCCAAUCAUACACAGCUCGAAACUUCAGCACGCGCUCUCUCAGUUCACGACGAAGACAGCCAGUAUAACGCGGCGAAAGUUGAGGAGGCACGUGAGGCUCUCUUGAGGGAUUACCCUUACGCGCGUACAGUUGAACUGGAAGAAAUGCUAGAGGCGUACUUUCCGAAGAGAGAGGAUUUAGAUCUUGAUUCGCUGUGUAAAAAAUUGCAGAAAAACGGCGUGAUAACGAAAAACAAGUGGAAAUCACCUAUGGUCCCAGCUUCCCCCAAGAAAGUAUCAUCGCAUAAAGAGAUCGUCUUCCGGUUCCUGGAUCGGUUGUAUACUGCGCUCCAGCAAGCUUGGAAAGAACUCCGUACUGCGAACUCCUCCCUACCCAAGCUCACGACUGAGCUCCUCAUCAAAGGGAAAGGGUCACAGGAGGCGGUCAGACAUAACCAUUCCAAACCCGAUGGUGCCUUUGCGUUUGGCGGCAAAAUCUGUUCGGCAGCAGAGUCAAAGGGAGUAGAGUCAAGUUGGAGUUGGAUGAAUAUCGUAUGCCCGAUGGGAUUUAAGAAGAACGAUGACGAUGAAGAUAAGCUGGACGAUUAUCAAAAGGUUGUGUGGGGAAUGCACGAGGUUAUGCAUAAUGAUCCCAGACGUCGGUUUGUCUUUGGGUUAACAAUCGCAAACACGACGAUCCGCCUCUGGUUUCAGAACCGCACGACUCUGGUGGCUUCGCACCCCUUCCAUUUGCAUACGGACUGGAGGAAACUUGUGCAUAUUCUUAUCGCUCUCGGGACUGCUGACCGCAAAGCUCUUGGUUACGAUGAUACCAUGGUGCUGCGAGGUUGCGAUGAGGACGGGGAGGACAUCUUCGACAUCUCUGUCUUCGAACAAGGGGAAAAUGAUACUUAUGCAUCAGAGCCCAGGAUCACGACUUAUCGGACUGUGGAACGCAUUAAGGACUAUACGGCCGACGUACUGACCGGACGUGCAACUCGCGUCUGGAAGGUCAGAAAAGUCGUGAACGGUCAGAUGGACGGUCCGGAACUCGUGUUGAAAGACACUUGGAUUAACGAUGACCGGAAGCCGGAACACGUUAUUCUAGGACAGAUUCGGAAGGAACUCGAAGAGAAAGGUGACCCUCGCAUCCGGCACUUUUUGACCUGCGAUACAGCGGGGUGGGUUCCUGUCACCAAAGCCGAUCCUGGUAUUCAGGAUCACACAUAUCGUGUUCAUUGUCGCCAAGUUGUGUUCAAUUGCAAUCCAGCGACCGACGUUAUCCCUCUCCUUCCUUUCCUAGCGCCCCGUCUGCAAAAGAUGAGCAGUGUUACUACCGAUCAACGUAUUCAUUACCGCAUCGUCUUCUCAGAGGUUGGCAAACCUCUGAAAGCCCAAGGGACUUUUGAUCGGAUGUUUUUUGCCUUGCAAGGAGGUCUCUGUGGUUGUGGAGCCAUACAUGAUACUGGACACAUUCAUCGGGAUGUCAGUGCCAACAAUAUCCUCCUUGUGAUGCGAGAUGCCUCCUCCGCACCUUGCAGGUGCCCAGGUCCAUCUCUGGACGGUGUCCCAGAAACAGGGAAGAUACUUGUCCCAGUUAUCAUGGACUUGGAACAUUCUGUGAAUGUUAAUGACAACAAAGCAAGCCACCAUGUCCGGACAGGCACUUGGGACUCUAUGGCUUCAGAAGUUCAGUCCAGGUACUGGCGUUUCUUGCCAAGCAAGUAUAAACUUGCUGAAUACCCCACACGUUGGUGCCAACAUGCUCUCCAUGAUCUUGAGCCCUUCUUGUGGAUUGCAGUUCGGAUCCUAUUCAAGUACCUAGUUCCUGGUGUUUCCCUUGUUUCGUCCAGGUCCUAUGCUUCUUCCUCUUCCUACUCUUUAAUCUUCCCUCCUAUCCAGGAGCUUCCGCGACAGUUGAACCCGAUUAUGAUUGAUUAUGCCAUAUUGGGUUGCCUACCUGAACCUUAUCACGUAUUCAGAUCGCCUAUGAUGGGGUGGGCUCGAUUUCUCAUUGAAAGUUAUGAGAAAGCAUACGAGCACUCGCAUCCUUCCAUGGUAAUCUCGGAAAUCGGGAGAACUAGUCCAGAGGUUGUGCAAGGAUGCUCCGAUUUCCUAAGUCUUCUGCGCAAUGAAGUCAAGGCCAAUCCAGCUCUUCAAGGGGAGCUCGAAGAUGUUACGAACCGUGUGUCUUACUAUUACCAUUAGAUUACUUGUAUCACGUAACCUAUAGAAAGAAAAAAAGAUGUUAUGAAGAGACUGGCAAUCUAAAUUUGCAAUUCUUUC